AUGUCGUAUAUCCAACAAGCCCCACAACAAUUCUAUGUCCAACCCCUCGUUCAACCCGUUCAAUAUCAACCAGUCCAACUCCAAGUCCCUCCAAUGAUGACUGCUCAACAAGUCCCACAACAAGCUCCAGUCAAGACUGAAUCCCACGUCUCGACUGCGUUACUGUACGCCUUUGGUUACAUCUUCCCAGUCGUUUGGAUCUUCCAGUUGUUCUUGAUUUUCAAUCCCGCUCCACAGACGAAGUUAUGGGGAUAUAGAGCUCUUUCGGCGCUCUUAAUGUACUUGGUCAUAAUUUUUGUCGUCUUGUUCUCCAUUGCUCUUUCGGAGGACAUCUAUUGCUGGAACACGAGAACAAGAGAAACACAAACAAAACAAUUUUACUGCGAAAUAUGCGACUACGCUACAGACUCAAUUGACGAUAUGGAGAAUCACGUCAUGGCCUACCACGCCAAUGUCUGCUCUCUCUGCGGUAAAACACUAAAAACAGAUAAGUUACUUGACAUCCACAUCUCGGAAAAACACGACAACUACUUCGCAGUUAAAGCAACACAAAUACCUUCAUAUCAGUGCUUUGACAAUUCAUGCGAUAAAGUUUUCUUGACCCCCAGCGAUCGGUUUUCGCAUAUGGAAAGGUAUCACCACUGGGCUCCAAUGGCAAUCACUGCACUUCAAAACGCCUUAUAA
This is a messenger RNA of Entamoeba invadens IP1, 684 nucleotides long. RefSeq lists its product as hypothetical. The coding region runs from base 1 to 684 and encodes 227 amino acids. NCBI's taxonomy places the organism in Eukaryota, Evosea, Mastigamoebida, Endamoebidae. The transcript has 2 exons. The record is from RefSeq and is a predicted model, not a curated record.